Messenger RNA from Ananas comosus (pineapple), 2465 nucleotides. RefSeq names its product acyl-coenzyme A oxidase 3, peroxisomal-like. Gene Ontology annotation, biological process: lipid homeostasis; fatty acid beta-oxidation using acyl-CoA oxidase. Gene Ontology annotation, molecular function: fatty acid binding; acyl-CoA oxidase activity; FAD binding. The transcript is spliced from 13 exons. NCBI's taxonomy places the organism in Eukaryota, Viridiplantae, Streptophyta, Magnoliopsida, Poales, Bromeliaceae. Bases 198 to 2351 code for a protein of 717 amino acids. The record is from RefSeq and is a predicted model, not a curated record. Gene Ontology annotation, cellular component: peroxisome.
AACUAUCAUUUUUGCCCCGUAUGUAACAAAAUAUACGAGAACCCGUGAUAAAAUCGUAUUUUAUCCUUCGCAUCCCACUAUUCCCCCCGCCUUAUUCCGGUGGGAAUAAACCCAAAACUCCGAGCGGUGUUUAUUUAGCGCCGUCGCCGACCACCUCGAGCUUCUUCCUCCUCCACCAAACCCUAACCCUAACCCUGAUGGAUUCGUCGUCAUCGUCCUCCUCCUUCGAUCGCUUCAGCCGCCGCGCCGCCGUGAUCGCGCGCCACCUCCGGGACCCGGCGCUCCCCGCGGCCGCGUCCACGGCGGCGGCGAUCGAGGCGGCGCCGUGCCUCCGCUACACCCCGCCGGAGCUCUCGGAGGGGCCCCCGGCGUUCGAGCCCCGGGAGCUCCGGCGGCUCCUGGACGGCCACGGCGUGGCGGAGCGGGACUGGCUCUUCCGCGCCAUGGAGGAGAGCCCGCUCUUCUGCCCCCGCCGCCGCGGCGGCUCCGGCGAGGGGAGGGUGUUCGUGGCGCCGGACUACAACCAGACGAAGGAGCAGCAGCGGGAGAUGACGAUGCGGCGGAUCGGGCACCUGAAGAGCCGGGGGGUGUUCGAGGGUUGGCUCACCGCCGCCGCGGGGGACGACGAGGCGGAGAUGCGCAAGCUCGCCUUCUUGGAGUGCCUCGGCAUCUACGACCACUCCCUCGCCAUCAAGAUCGGCGUCCACUUCUUCCUCUGGGGUGGUGCUAUCCAGUUUUUUGGUACAAAACGUCAUCACGACAAAUGGUUGAAGGACACUGAGGAUUAUGUAGUUAAGGGAUGUUUUGCAAUGACUGAACUGGGCCAUGGGAGCAAUGUGCGUGGAAUCGAGACAAUUGCCACUUACGACAAAAGCAGUGGGGAGUUUGUCAUAAACACUCCCUGUGAAUCAGCUCAAAAAUAUUGGAUAGGAGGAGCUGCUAAUCAUGCUACUCACACAGUAAUCUUCGCCCAACUCCAUAUGGACGGAAUUAAUCAAGGAGUCCAUGCUUUCAUAGCUCAGAUUAGAGACGUAGAUGGAAAUAUAUGCCCCAAUGUCCGCAUAGCUGAUUGCGGUCAUAAGACUGGGCUUAAUGGAGUUGAUAAUGGCCGGAUAUGGUUUGACAACAUCCGCGUUCCGCGGGAAAACUUGCUAAACUCUGUUGCUGAUGUGUUACCAGAUGGGCAAUACGUGAGCUCAAUAAAGGACCCAGAUCAGAGAUUUGCGGCUUUUCUCGCUCCACUGACGUUUGGUCGAGUAAACAUUGCAGUUAACACUGUUUAUAUGUCAAAGAUAGGUCUGGCGAUUGCUGUGCGAUAUGCUUUAACAAGACAGGCUUUCGCAAUCACACCAAAUGGUCCAGAACUUUUGUUGCUUGACUAUCCAAGUCAUCAACGGCGUCUCGUGCCACUACUAGCGAAGGCAUGUGCAAUGAGUUUUGCAGCCAACUAUUUGAAGAAAAUGUAUUUGAAAAGGACCCCAGAGUCGAACAAAGCAAUACACAUUUAUUCUAGUGCUCUCAAAGCCGUACUGACCUGGCAAAAUAUGAGCACUCUGCAGGAGUGUCGUGAAGCUUGUGGCGGACAAGGCCUUAAGACAGAAAAUCGGAUAGGGAUUCUUAAAAGUGAAUAUGAUGUGCAGUCCACCUUCGAGGGCGAUAAUAAUGUGUUAAUGCAGCAGGUUAGUAAAGCACUUCUUGGGGAAUACGUAGCUGCUCAGAAAAGGAAGAUACCUCUUAGAGGACUAGGAUUGGAGCACAUAAAUGAACCUUGCCCUGAUAUUCCUGAGAAUCUAACAAGCUCUAUCUUAAGGAGCUUCAAGUUUCAGACUGAUAUAUUCUGCUUGCGUGAGAGAGAUUUGCUGAAGCGCUAUGCUGACGAAGUCUCACAGUAUCAAGCCAAGGGAGAGAGUAAAGAGAGAGCAACAUUGCUGAGUUAUCCACUUGCUGAAGAUUUAGCUAGAGCAUUUACCGAACGCACAAUUUUACAAACAAUUUUGGAGGCUGAGAUGGCGCUAACUGCAGGUCCCUUGAAGGAUGUAUUAGGUUUGAUGAGAUCGAUGUACUCAUUGAUCUGCAUGGAAGAAGGGGCGUCGUUUCUCCGGUACGGAUACUUGUCGAUCGGCAACGCUGCUGCCGUGAGGAAAGAAGUCAUGGCACUGUGUAGCAAAAUAAGGCCCCACGCCCUCGCCAUUGUUAGUUCCUUUGGAAUACCCGAUGCUUUCUUGAGCCCGAUUGCAUUUGACUGGAUCGAUGCAAACACGUGGUCUUCUCCGAACAACGAAUUACAGUGGUCCGCAGCCGCACAACUAUACGAAUCAAAUGGUAUCAACUUAUUUGCCUGUACCAAAUAAAUUCUAAAAGAUAAGUUAGCAAUGGCUUCACAUAUUCGACUGCAAGCUUCUGUAAAAACGUGAAUAAUGAUGGUGAUUAUAAUAGUAAGUUAUUAUCUUGACCCUUCACUCUCU